AUGAAUGAUCCGCCAUUAAAGAACGUUACGGCAAGGGAGGCACUUGAUUUUUCAAUGAAGGAUCCGCCAUUGAAGAUCGUUGCAGCAAGACAGGCAGACGCUCCUAAAUGGAUCUCCAAUCUCUGCCGUCUCAAACCAUCUCUCGGAGGAGCCACCGGUGCUCCUAUAUGGACAGUCCACCCACUGUCACCAUCGACCAAUCUCGGCCGUCGCGAGAUCCAAGUCACAGAUCCGCCACUCAGGGUUGGAUUUUCUGCCGCGAUGACGUCGUUGAUCUUCUCUCCGGUCAAGAAUAGCCUGACGGCUCCGGUCUCCACUUUGACUUCCGCCGUCUCCGUACCAACCCUCUCUUUCUCUUCCCGAAAUUAG
Messenger RNA from Microthlaspi erraticum, 369 nucleotides. The record is from the annotation of a GenBank genome assembly. Lineage: Eukaryota; Viridiplantae; Streptophyta; Magnoliopsida; Brassicales; Brassicaceae.